AUGCAGCCCGUCCGAUUUCUGGACCGAGAGCUCUUCCCUUGGCUGGUCAGCGUAACUCGCGGCCUCAGCCAGGUGCUCUCGGUGCCAGCAGAAGACCUUCUGCCAGUUCCUAGCGUUACGGUGGGCGCCAACACGGUGCUGCGGUCCUGGCAGCGCCACGUGAAGCCGGAUUCCUCGCAGCGUGCCGCAAUCUUGUCGGUGGCCUAUGGCUCUACCAAGAAGCUCCUGAGAAGGAUGGCCGAGGAGUCUGGCUUCCAGGUUGAUGAAGCCGUCAUCGAGUUUCCCUUGGGUGCAGAUGCAGAGGAAAAGAUGCUCGCUUCACUGGAGGGUUGCCUCCAGCCCACUACAUCCCUUGUGGUUCUCGAUGCGAUCCCCUCCAACGCUCCCUUCGUGCUUCCGCUCCGCGAGGCAGUAGCGCUCUGCCGCGCCAAGGCCCCGCAGGCCUUUGUCAUGGUAGAUGCCGCGCAUGGACUUUUCAGCCUACCCCUGAAGCUGACGGGCCCCUCCGCAGUACCAGUGGAUGCCCUGGUGACCAACUGUCACAAGUGGUUUUGCGGACCCAAGGGCACUGCGGUGCUCUACGUGGCCCCGGAACACAAGCAUUGGGUGGACCCCUUGGUCAUAUCGCAUGGAUAUGGGUCAGACUUCCCCAGCGGAUUCUAUUGGCCUGGUCUGGCAGAUUUCUCCUCAUGGCUGGCUCUGGAUGAAGUCCUGGCCUUCUGGGAUCUGGUUGGGCUGGAGCCUGCGAGAAUUUACGGAAAUUACUUGGUCAUGGACGCGGCGACGAUGCUGUCCGAUGCCUGGGGCACUUCUCUGGGCAUCCCGGCCUGGAUCUGGAGGUACUCGCAGGCAGUUGUCUUUGCAAUCGCCGAGGGCCUAUGCAUGCUGUGUUCGUACGUCCUGAGGUACACGUACGAUGAUGCCGAAGCUGUGCAGAAUGCCUUGUUCCAGCGGAAGAUUGAAGUUCCCAUCAAGGUUUUAUCGGAGAAUCUGUAUGUUCGUUUCUUCGAAGCACUCAGCACAUGGAUUCUGCAGAUCCGGCGUGUUGUUAAUGUGAUCAAGGGGACAGGAGCUGGGUACGGUGGGCGGGUGUACUGCAUCACGAAAGGUGUGUGA
Symbiodinium natans is the source of this 1116-nucleotide messenger RNA. The record is from the annotation of a GenBank genome assembly. Lineage: Eukaryota; Dinophyceae; Suessiales; Symbiodiniaceae.